Molecule: messenger RNA, 4482 nt
Organism: Centropristis striata (black sea bass)
Lineage: Eukaryota; Metazoa; Chordata; Actinopteri; Perciformes; Serranidae
Product: solute carrier family 35 member F5-like
Exons: 16
Coding region: 227-1678 (483 amino acids)
Biological process (GO): regulation of peptide transport
Source: RefSeq, a predicted model, not a curated record
UAAUGUUUACAACCGUUGGACUAUCAAUAAUUUUAUCGUAAAAACUGUAAUUGUGUUGAUAUUUCAGCUGCAGGUGGGAAGAUAAGCGUAUGAUGGUGCGAGCUAAAUGACCUCUUCACGCAUUAAGGUGUUUGUUAACUGUGAGCCCCCUGGCUGCUCUCCACUCUGAGUCUGCAUCUGGCAGGAACAUUUUAGUGUGCAAAGUUUGCUGGUAAACAGUGUCCUGAUGGAGUGGGUGUUCAUCAUGAACCGGAUGAGCUCUCAGGGUAGCUCCGCAGCCCAGCGGAGGCGGAUGGCCCUGGGGGUGGUGAUACUCCUGCUGGUGGAUGUCAUCUGGGUAGCCUCCUCUGAGCUAACCUCAUACAUUUUCAAGCGGCAGGAGUACAACAAACCCUUCUUCAGCACGUUCACCAAGACCUCCAUGUUUGUUCUCUACUUGCUGGGUUUCCUGCUGUGGCGGCCCUGGAGGCAGCAGUGCACCGGCACGCUGAAACGCCGCCACUCUGCGUUUUUUGCUGAUGCUGAGGCCUACUUUGCGCCUUGCACCACCGACACGACUGUCAACAACUGUUUGAGUGAGCCGCUGUACGUUCCAGUGAAGUUCCAGGAUGUUCCUGCUGAGCACUCCAACUGUUUAAUUGCAGACUGUGAUUCUUCAGCGUCCAAAAAGCAGCGUGUGCGUUUCAGUAACAUCAUGGAGGUGCGUCAGCUGCCCUCCACUCAGGCCCUGGAGGCCAAACUGUCCCGCAUGUCCUACCCAGCCGCCAAGGACCACGAGGCCAUGCUGCGCACGGUGGGCAAGCUCACCAUCACUGAUGUGGCCAAAAUCAGCUUCUUCUUCUGCUUUGUGUGGUUCCUGGCCAACCUGUCCUAUCAGGAGGCUCUGUCUGACACACAGGUCGCCAUCGUCAAUAUUCUUUCAUCCACCUCAGGCCUGUUCACGCUCAUCUUGGCAGCCAUAUUUCCCAGCAACAGCAGCGACCGCUUCACCUUGUCCAAACUGUUAGCCGUGGCUCUGAGCAUGGGAGGUGUUACUCUUGUGAGUUUCUCCAGCAUGGAUAACCCCGAUGAGAAAGGUGUCACAGGUUCUUUGUGGUCUCUGGCGGGGGCGGUGCUGUACGCUGUCUACAUUGUAAUGAUCAAGAGACGAGUGGAUCGGGAGGAUAAGCUCGACAUCCCCAUGUUCUUUGGGUUUGUGGGUCUGUUCAACCUGCUGCUCCUGUGGCCGGGCUUCCUCCUGCUCCACUACACGGGCUUCGAGGCCUUUGAGCUUCCCAGCCAGCUGGUGUGGACGUACAUACUCAUUAACGGCCUCAUCGGGACCGUUCUCUCCGAGUUCCUCUGGCUCUGGGGCUGUUUCCUCACAUCAUCUCUAAUCGGGACUCUGGCAUUGAGCCUCACCAUCCCGCUGUCUAUUAUGGCAGAUAUUUGCAUGCAGAAGGUGCGUUUCUCGUGGCUGUUUUUCGCCGGGGCGGUUCCCGUCUUCCUCUCCUUCUUCAUCGCCGCACUCUUGUGCCACUACAACAACUGGGACCCGGUCCUGGUGGGGCUGAGGAGAGUGUACGUCUUCAUCUGCAGAAAACAUCGCAUUCAGAGAUUGCCAGAAGACAGCGAGCAGUGUGAAAGCCUUAUCCCUCUACACACGGUCUCCCCCAACGAAGGAAGCUUCUGCUCAUGAUCCAGCAGCCAAUCACAAAGUGGCGAAUGUGGAUCUCGCUGAGCUGACAAUCUGGAAGCUUUCAGAGACAUUGAACUACCCCAGUGCCUCCUAUUAAAUCUAUUUAUUUUCUACAGUGUUGGGACAAAAUGCAUCCAUUUCUACAAGUUUUUAUUUUCACUUUUUUUUUAAUUUUUUUUUUUUACUUUUUUGAUGUUUUUUCUGUGUAAAAAAAGAAACCUUAUGGUUCUCGAGGUGCUGGACAUGAUUAGUGAUUACUUUAUUGUCAUGUGACCAAAUGAAAACGGUACAUGUUGAACUUGAUCUUGACACUAACAGAGGCAGAGCAACUGUGUGUGUGUGUGUGUGUGUGUGUGUGUGCGUGUCUGUGUGUGUGUGUGUGUGUUUCUUAAAAAAGAAUCUAAAAUCCACGAGUUCAAAUCGUAUAUUUCAUGACAAACAUUGUUCCGUACUGGACGUGAUUAUGUUUGUCUACGGAGCAGGGAUACUGCACUUGCUUUGCUCAGGGGCCAGAUUUUCAAAAUAAAAGCAGGCCAGUUACAAAAUUAAUAAAUAGUAUAUAAUGGUACACCCCAGGAAUUUUUUCUUUUAGGAUCUAUUUCGAUGCCUUUUCAUGCACUGUUGUGCCUUAUUUACAAUCAAACUUAAUGUCAAUUUUAUUAUUUUCAUUGUGACUUAGAAAAGUCUGUGGGGGCCACCCGGCCACUCUAUCAGCCCCUGGGCCGUGAGUUGAGUUUCCCUGCUCUGAGCCUUUUAAAGCUACCUGUUUGUAAGUGUUUGUGAAGCGGACACAGUGGUUCUACAGUCUUAAAAAAAAUAUUAGUCCACCCUUUUUCUCUAAUUUCUUGUUCAUUUUAAUGCCUGGUAGAAUUAAAAGGUACAUUUCUUUGGACAAAUAUAAUGAUAACAACAAAAAUAGCUCAUAAGAGUUUAAUUUUUAACAGCUGAUAUCUAGACAUUUCCCAUGGUUUACUUGAUAAUAACCAAAUCAUUAUCAAGAAAAGCAGAAAAAUAAAUUGAAUAAAAAGGGUGGUCUAAUAAUUCUUUCCAUGACUGUAAGUGAAAGGUUUGUUUCUGAUUUGGCUACCUUUGAUGGAAAUUUUGUGUGGCACACUUCACAUGUUGAGCCCAUCAGUAAUGUGUUGCCAUGGUAAUGACAGAAGCUUUCAGAGGGACCUGCGUGUGUUGUUGGAUAUUUUCCAUUUCCUGCAGACCUCCAGGUGAUGAACACUGUCCUGAUAGGAUUUUACCAUCUCUCAGUUCAGCUACCCCUCGUUUUUUUUUAAUUUUUAGUCUUAAUUUAGUGUCGUAAAUGGAAAUGAAGACACACUACAGCUGAACAUCCCACAACUUCAGCACCUCUGACAGUGCUGGAUCAUGAAGACAAAACUGUGAUAAUCAUAAUCUUUGUGUUAGAAUAUGAACUGAUGGUUAAGCCUUUUCGCUAUAAGCUACAAAACGCCUUGCUGUAAUAACGGUCGAGCGGUUUUUCAAAAUAAAUGGUGUAAAUACUGUGCACAGAGACGCAUUAACAGAGUAUUGAUGUAUUGUUUGUGAAAUCCACAUGACCACUACAGAUUCCUGCCUGACAGUCGGUUUCAUUGUAUAUUUUAUGUAUCAUUGUAAAUGGAGUCUUUUGCAUUACAGCCAGAUUUCUCUGAGAUAUCACAUCCAUUGGACUGUUGUAUAUGAUUUUUCUUUUUUUUAAAGCAUAAAAUGAUUUAUUUACCGUGUUUUGUGAUUUAAUGUGAUGAGAAAAAAGCAUUUAGCAGCCUCAGUGUCCAGGAUGUAAACACUACAGUUGAAGGUGAAAUGUUAAAAACUGUUAAAAGUCUUUCUGGCAACCUGGUCUCACAGAAAUCCGUGAAAUAGCCACGGAUUUCGCUUAACUCAAAAUCCGUGGAAUAGCCACGGAAUCGCUCAAAUUUCCAUGAAACUGACACGGAUUUCGCUACAAUGCAAGUUAAUGACAGUCAUAUCCCGUGGCUAUUCCAACAUACAAAGUGAUUAUGUACAUUCACUGAGUGAAUAUUUAGAAAAUAAAACAUAUAUUUCUCGCUAGAAAUGUGAUCAAAAUCCAUUUUUAUGCAGAAACUAAGUCAAAAUAUUGAUUUUUCACUAAAAAUGAGAGAACUGUCCGCCAUGUUUUUUGUUCUGACCGCUGAGGCCUUGAAAGUCACGUGACUUGGGACAAACCAAUAGCCACGGGAUAUGACUGUCAUUAACUUGCAUUAUAGCAAAAUCUGUGUCAGUUUCACGGAAAUUUGAGCGAUUCCGUGGCUAUUCCACGGAUUUUGAGUUAAGCGAAAUCCGUGGCUAUUUCACGGAUUUCUGUGAGACCAGGUUGCUUUCUGGAGUGUGAAGUGGAGGAAGUAAUAACCGGCCUGUGAGGGUAAAUUAAGGAAUUGAGCACUUUAAGUGACAGAUAUAAACUUGUCUCCUUCAUGUUCAUCACUGCACUCGCUGUGUUGUUGCCAAUCAGUCCCUCCUCCUGUCACAGCUGAAGUGUAAACAUUUUUUAGUUUUUUUGUCGUCUACUUUUUCCUCUUUUACCAGUGGUGCUUGUGGAAUCAAUGUCAUGCGCUUUUUUCUUUCUCAGGUUCUUCUUGUCUUGUUUUUUUCAUAUCUUAUCGAGCUAUUAUUUGUCCUUUCAGUGUCAUUAAUUAAUGAAGAUGUUCUACAAUCGAAAAAAAAUGGCUGUUAUGGUAACUUCUCUUUUAUCAACCUCAGCUCUUGAAUUAUCCUUUUAUUUUGCAAAUCUGUUUUCAUACUUACACUGCACUAUUAAAACAUAUCUUUUUAAA